AUGGCCGACUUAUCUUCUGUUUUCAAACAGGCCUUCUUCCCUGGAAAGCCAACUUUUACAGAGAAAGAUGUCCCGGAUUUAACCAAUAAGGUCACCAUCGUCACAGGAUCUAACACUGGCAUCGGCAAGGAGAUCGCUCGAAUUCUCUACUCCAAGAAUGCCAAGGUUUACUUAAUGGCACGAUCUGAAGAGAAGACGAAUAAUGCCAUCGACAGCAUUAAGGCCGCUACUCCCGGGUCCAGAGGCGAAUUGACAUAUAUUCGCCUCGACCUAGCUGACCUCCCAAGCAUCAAGACGACGGUUGAGGAGUUCCUUAGCAGAGAGCAAAAACUUGACAUCCUUUUCAACAACGCUGGUGUCGCAUACCCUGAGAAGGGAUCCAAGACGAAGCAGGGCUACGAACUCCAGCUUGGCGUGAACUGUCUCGGCACAUUUGCCUUGACACAACUCUUGACGCCGAUCCUAGUAUCCACAGCGAAGACAUCGCCCCCCAACAGCGUUCGCGCAAUCUGGCUAUCGUCCUCAGCCGCGCUGAGUAUAGAUCCCAAGGUCUUCUUAAAGGGCGUGUAUAACAUCGAGAAGCAAGGAGAGAUGGACAAGUACUUCAUCAGCAAGCUUGGGAACUACCUUCACGCUGCCGAGUACGCAAAACGCCAUCAAGCAGAUGGUGUGCUAACCGCCUCGUUGAAUCCCGGAAAUCUCGACUCGGACUUGUGGCGCACUCAGGGGCCUAUCACAACUUUCUUCCUCCGGAAGAUGGUUUUCUACCCGGUUGUUUAUGGCGCGUACACGGCUCUUUAUGCUGGGCUCUCGCCUCAUAUUACCUCUGACAACUCUGGCGCCUUCGUUGCCCCAUGGGGAAGGAUCUGGAAUAUCUCGAAAGGGAUGUCUAACGCAUCGAAGAGAAAGUCCGAAGGCGGUAGUGGAAUCGGGGAGGAAUUCUGGCAGUGGAGUGAAGAGCAGAUUAAGAAGUAUCUCUGA
Messenger RNA from Daldinia childiae, 981 nucleotides. RefSeq lists its product as uncharacterized. The record is from RefSeq and is a predicted model, not a curated record. Lineage: Eukaryota; Fungi; Ascomycota; Sordariomycetes; Xylariales; Hypoxylaceae. The transcript is spliced from 2 exons. The coding region runs from base 1 to 981 and encodes 326 amino acids.